AUGGAGGCUGUGAUGGAGGCGGAGCAAGAAGCUCUUGUGGAGGCCAGACUAAAGAGGUUUACAGAAGCUCUGCAAAAAAAGAUUGCAAUGAGAAGGCAGAGAGGAAUCGUAACCCCUAGUGAGUCAUAUCAAUUCUUCACUGGACAAAUUCCAGAGGAAACAGAAAUCAAAGAAAUUAAAAAGAGCAAAGACAUAAAUAACAAAAAAGAAAAGGUUACAGCAAAACCACCAAUUGUAACUGAACAUUUUGAAGAUGAAGAGAUGGAGGAAGUGGUAAUUUGCCAUUUUAAUUGCAUAUUUGGUUGGAUUUGGAAUGUGAGAAGGAGUAAUGAAGGAAACGGUGAAGGAAGCAGAAAAGUAAGAGAAAAGAAAGAAAAAAAGAGAGAGAACAAAAUGAAAAGCAAGAGAUGAAAGAAAUGCAAAAAAAGCAAUAAAGAAACAGGAAAGGGGCGGGACUUCCGGUCUCACGGAAUAGUCGCAUGGAGUGAGAGCUCCGAGACCGGAACGGCCUAAAGUGACAAAUUACAGCUUUGGGACCUAAAACUGACCCGAACAGGGGCCCGGACCUGAGGGGAUCUCACCCUGCCAGAUGGCGCCCCCAAAAGCACAGCGAGCAUCGGACUUCUUACACCAAGGUCGGCGAGACAAAUCCCGGCCGGAGCAAGAUGGCGGCGGCUCACACUCCCCAACAUCUGCCUCAGAUCCGGGAUCGGAUACAGAGGCCCUGCAGCCUUUCCCUGGGGAUAUCUCCAUGUUGGAGGAAAAAAUGGCGGCAAUGCUCCAUGAAGGAAGACCUCCAACUGGUGGUAAACGUCAUCCGCAGGGAGGUACACAAGGUGGGGGGCCGCCUAAACGUCCUCGAGGAGAAAACAGAUGAUCAAUGCCAUGCCAACGACUGCAUUUUGGAGAAGACCCGCACAUUGGAAGCAGAGCAAGUGUGCCUAACAACCAAACUAGCGGACCCAGAAGACCGAUCGUGCCGAAACAACAUCCGGGUGCGUGGGGUCCCUGAGUCUAUCUUGGGAGUGGACAUCCCAGGGUAUCUCCAACAGCUCUUCAAAGCUAUCCACCCGACACUGGAACUGACAGACUUGUGCUUAGACAGGGCGGACAGAGUACCCCAACCUGCUUCCCUAGCACAUGAUAUACCAAGAGACAUUGUCACAGGACUCCAUUACUUCAACGCCAAGGAGGCCAUACUCACAGCGCAACACCAAUCCACGGCGAUGCCAUCUGGCUAUGGCAGGAUUUCCCUGUUUGCUGAUCUGUCCUCCAUGACAAUGACAUGA
Messenger RNA from Pelobates cultripes (western spadefoot toad), 1289 nucleotides. NCBI's taxonomy places the organism in Eukaryota, Metazoa, Chordata, Amphibia, Anura, Pelobatidae. The record is from the annotation of a GenBank genome assembly.